CGCAUCUCUAAUAGUAAAUAUAUCGCCCAAAUAAUUCACGUGUUUGUUUCGAAAAGAAGGAAUAAUAUUAAUAAAUAUGCUACGCAAACAAGCCAGACAGCGUCGAGAAUAUUUAUAUUCGAAAGCCGUGAAUGAACGCAUAUUGACGAAAAAGAAAAAUGCGGAGGCAGUCACAGAGAAAAUCAAGCAGAACAAAUCGCUCAACUCUUCAAAUAUCAAAAACGGCAUUAACGUUUACAAUUCCCUGAAGUUUUAUGGAGAAGGAAACGGCAGCUCUACAACUAUUGACGAAUACCAAUACGCCGGUGCUCAGGAUCCUAAAAUUAUGAUGACAACUUCACAUGAGCCUUCUUCGCGCCUAAAAAUGUUUAUGAAAGAGCUGCGUUUGAUAUUUCCCAAUGCGCAGCAAAUGAAUCGAGGCAAAUAUCAAAUCAAUACGCUGAUGCAAGCAUGUCGUGCUAACAAUGUCACCGACUUUAUCAUUGUCCACGAACAUCGAGGCAUUCCCGACAGUCUGAUCGUUUGUCACCUACCUUUUGGGCCAACUGCCUUCUUCAACAUCUCCGACGUUAUAAUGCGUCAUGAUAUUCCCGAUAUUGGACCGAUGAGCGAACAGAAACCGCAUCUGAUUUUUCACAACUUUAAGAGCACUAUUGCUUUAAGAACUGUCAGCAUCUUGAAGCAUUUGUUCCCAGUGCCAAAGGAAAAGUCGGAGAGAGUGAUCACGUUUGUCAACAAUGAUGACAGAAUUAUGUUCAGACAUCAUCAAUAUAAAUACGUAAAUAAGGAAAUUACACUGUCGGAGGCUGGACCAAGGUUUCAACUGAAGCUGUAUCAAAUUAAGUUGGGAACAUUGGAGAAUAUCAAGGCUUGUGACACUGAAUGGGUCCACCGACCAUAUUUGAAUACAUCUAUUAAGAACCCAGCCUUUUCAACUGAAGACAUAUUCAGCAAUAAAUCAAAAGUCUCUACAUAGACAUUUAAACUAAA
This is a messenger RNA of Drosophila sulfurigaster albostrigata, 990 nucleotides long. Its product is annotated as U3 small nucleolar ribonucleoprotein protein IMP4. Gene Ontology annotation, molecular function: snoRNA binding; rRNA primary transcript binding. The record is from RefSeq and is a predicted model, not a curated record. Gene Ontology annotation, biological process: rRNA processing. Gene Ontology annotation, cellular component: small-subunit processome; Mpp10 complex; nucleolus. The transcript has 2 exons. The coding region runs from base 77 to 976 and encodes 299 amino acids. Lineage: Eukaryota; Metazoa; Arthropoda; Insecta; Diptera; Drosophilidae.